This is a messenger RNA of Pieris napi, 3796 nucleotides long. RefSeq lists its product as uncharacterized. The record is from RefSeq and is a predicted model, not a curated record. NCBI's taxonomy places the organism in Eukaryota, Metazoa, Arthropoda, Insecta, Lepidoptera, Pieridae. The transcript is spliced from 5 exons. The coding region runs from base 188 to 3046 and encodes 952 amino acids.
GAUGUCUAUUUGAAUUUUGAUUUGGUUUAAACUUUGAAGUGAACAAAUAACGUAACGGCCAACGGAUUAUAAUUACGGUGUUUUAUAUUUACAUCUACUUGAUAUGUGGUUAUACAAAAUCAAAAUAAACAAUUACAAUUAAUUUGGUUCUGAUAUAAAAUUAUCGUGCAUGUAAAAAUAACAUAAAAUGUCCACACGGUCUGGAAAGCGUCUACAUAACUCACCCGGAUCAGAAUUAAAUCAAGAUGUAAAAAUCGAAAGAAAAACUCGUAGGCACAAACAAAAAGAAAAUUGUAAUGAUGCAACCGUGUCUAAGAAAAAACAUUAUGUUUUACGAUAUCCGUCUGAGGAAGAAAUUAGCAAUGAUGCUAGCAGCCAAAUGACCCUCCGAAACCGUAAAUCGCGUAGAAAUACUCUAAGCGAAGUAACAAUCAAUGAUGUUGAUAUUGCGAAACCUAUCAAAAUAAACCGACGGAAAAAAGCUGUUGAAAAUGAUAACUUAUCCCAAAAAACAAUUAAGAAAUCAAAAAAAAAGAAAAUUGUAAAAAGUGUUGCUCUAGAAAAUGAUAGUAAGGCUGCAAUUGAGGCCGAAAAUAAAGUAAUGAAAAAGAAGACAAGCUCUGGUUCGGUUGUCAUAGAAGAUUUAAAUAAUCAAAACAUUAAUAAUAAUUCAGUAAACAACAGUAAUAUUUCUGUUGAUUCUUUCCACAGUGCUGCUGCCAGCAAUGUUGGUAGCCCUGAGGAGCUUGUGUUAAAAAACAUAUGUAAUUUAAAACCAUCUGUUGAAAGCAUAUUUCUCAUUAAAGAGAAUAUGGAAUUCUCUUCUGAUUGUCAGCAGCAAAAAGUUCAGAAAGGUAUUAAUAAAAGUAAGCAACAAGAUAGAAAUACUCUAUGCAAAGAUGAUAAUAAAAAGUUAAUUAAAAUUAAAGGUGUUCCAAAAGAAAACUGUUAUAAUACAGAAGAGCACAGUCAUAACGCCUCUGCCUUCAACAUAUUAUUUGAUUGUAAUAAGAAAAGUAGAUCAAGUUUUAAAAAUUCCACAUUUACUGACCUAUCUACAGACAAUAUCGAAAACCCAUUAACUUUAAUGGUAGACCAGGCUGACAAGAAAAAUUCAUCCCUUAGAGUUUAUGACAAUAUUGAAAAUUCAACAAAAGGUUGUAAAUACAACAGUUUACAAAGGAACAGAUACUCAAAUGAUAAUACAUUAUUGGAAAUCUAUAAACUAGAAAAGAAACAAAAUAAGAAUGACUUACAGAAGAAAAGCAUUUCAAAAUAUGAAUCUCCAGCAGUUGAUUCUACAUUUGAAAAACAAACAACUCUUGAUAAACAUACAAGUAAUAUUUCUACUGUCACUAAGUCAACUGUUAAUAAACCUACCAAAAAGAAAACCUCCAAUACACCUAAUACACCAAUGAGAAAUACAUUAAAUUCAAAUGAAAACUCAAAUACAGUACAAAAUGGCACAAGCAAUGUAACAUUUGAAAAGGAUGUGGUAGCUUAUACAUUUGAUAAUAUUAAUUCGCAUGAAUCAGACAGCAUUCGGACAUCUAAUUCUGCAGAGUUACUACAGAUCGAUACUCAAAUUAAAUUAAACACAACUUUUGAAAAAGAAGAUAACAAUUUGGACAGUACUUUUGAUAAAGAAGGUACCAAUUUGAACAGUACUUUUGAUAAAGAAGGUACCAAUUUGAACAGUACUUUUGAUAAAGAAGGUACCAAUUUGAACAGUACUUUUGAUAAAGCUGAAGAAGUCUCAUCAUCAAUAAUAACUUCUGAUUCAUUAAUAACUAAUGACAAAUCAAUGUCACGCAUCAGUAUUACAAGUGAUGAAUCGGAAAGAGGUAACAUUAAUAACAUCACUCCAGUUAUUGUUGAGAGUAGUCUGGAUGAAUCCAAAAUUACUUAUAUAAGUCCAAAUAUUACUAAUAACGAGACAGUAAAAUCGCCACCAUCUGACUGUGUACCUGAUCAGAUAACACCUUCAAAUUCACUGCAGCGCGAGGGGACCUUUACUAAGGAAUCACAUACAGGUUUGACAUGUCCAAAAGAGUUAAGUACAUCCCCGGGACAUACACCAUUCCCUUCCUCAAAGCGCAGUUCAUACAAAAAGGCAGUUUUAAAUGUCACACGAUCUAUUGAAAAGACUCGAAAGUCAUCUAUUGCUGAGCUUCCUCACGCCACAAGAGUUAUGUUCUGUAGCCCUAUCAAUACUCCAAUGAUAACAAGUCAAAUAAAAGGCAAAGUUAUUAAAUCUAGUAUGAAAGGAUCAAACAAAAGUUUUGUGUUAAAUGAUCAAGAACCGUGUCGUGUCAGGUCAGUUCGCAAAAGGUCAUACACUCACAGUGGCUCAGAUGGCCUAGACUUCAAGCGGCAAAGAUUGGGUGAAGGGUCUUCAAACGGAGUGUCUCGCUCCAGGACCUCAAGUGCUUCAGGAAAAAUCCAAAACACUCCAACAAAAUUAACCCCAUCCAAGUCCAAAUCCGAGAUCACCCGCGUGGAAAGAAAGAAGCUGCCCAAUUUCGCCGCCCUGCAUCAGAAGGAAUUCGAUAAGAUGGAGUCUCUCGAUGAGUGUCAGGAACGCAAGGCUCGUCGCGCUCUUUUGUUGGCUGCCGGCACUUCGGCUGCCAAAAAGGACAGAGAUUCGAAGGUUGAGAGAAAACAAUCUGAGACGAACCAUACAUUACUAUCUGUGAACCCUGGAUACACGAGAUUCGGCUUCAGGAUGAAAUCUGACGUCAACCCGUUCGCGAGCGACUCUAAAGUGACCGAAUAUUCGAAACUAUCUCUAAAUACAACAAAUGUGAAUUCGUCUAAAAUUGUCGUUAAACCAAAGAGACCGCCGAACGAUUCGAAGAGACACGCUAAAUUGCCUUCCCUCAACGGCAGCACGGCUCGGAAGGAGAUAGCGAAACAGACUGUAAUGAGAGAAAAAUCGUUCGCAGAGAAGAGAAGUGCCAGCAGAAACGAGAACAGAACUAUAAUUAAGGGUGUGAGAACGAAUCGCCGCUUCGAGUUGCAGAUGCAAAUGCGGAAUCUUAAUUGACAUUUUAAAUGUUUCGCUCCGUUAUUAGCGUCUUGCGAAAAUUAUCUGGGUUCGAAUCUUCCUAAACACAACACGUUAACACGACUCGCUCGACGAGGUAUUAAUAUAUUAAUUUAGCUUUUAGAAAGAAUACUUUUUUUAUUAAUUUUUUUGUUGACUAGCACUAAUGUUUGGUUAUGGUUGCUAGAAGCACUAAUUGUUUUACAGGUGUGUGUGUUGGAAUUAAAAGAGAAACGUAAUUUUUUUUUGCUAAAUUCAGACACGGCACUGGAUUUCUAAUGCUUUAAAAAACUUACCUUAAUGGGUCAAAUAAGUUUGUGGCCUUAAAUAUUUGAUACAGGUACCGAAGCCAAAAGCCACGAAUAUAUAUAAAUUUGUUUCGUCUUUCAUAUCACUAAAAAUAAAGAAACGAAUCUAUACACAAUAGGCUUAUGGUACGUUUAUUGUGUAAAUACUUAAAUGUCUCUUUCGACAUGCUCAGCUAAAUAAAACAAAACUCUGGCAAGUUUCAUUUUAUUUUGCCACAACUGAAACUCCUGUUGGAUAUUAUUAUUCGUACGAUAUAAUAUAGGUAAUGUAGUAGUUUUAGUUUCAAUAUUAUGUAACAGACCAGUGUUGUUAUUAGUAAUUUUUUUAGAACGGAAAUGGAAUCGUAACUAUGAUCUUAAUCAGGCUAAUAUUAAAACUAAACAUAGAUUGAAUAUAAAUUGUGUAAUGAUAUAUGUGCUUUUAUUAAAUGGUUUAGUUAUA